Molecule: messenger RNA, 465 nt
Organism: Penicillium longicatenatum
Lineage: Eukaryota; Fungi; Ascomycota; Eurotiomycetes; Eurotiales; Aspergillaceae
Exons: 2
Coding region: 1-465 (154 amino acids)
Biological process (GO): proteasome assembly
Source: RefSeq, a predicted model, not a curated record
AUGGCUUCUGUUGAGAGCGUACUGCAAAAUUCUGAGAAUCUACCAUUUCCAGCCCCCACCAAACAAGUGGCGGGAUUGGUUGAUGGGGUCAAGACUGAUGUCAUGGUCAUGAACUUCAGCGAUAAGAUCAUGGUUACCAUUUCCCAAGAGGGCCGACUGGCACACUGGCUACAUGUACCACUCGGGAACCCAAAUCCCGGGACUGAUGGCAUGCAUACGUUUUCGGACGGUGCAGACGACGGUCUGUUACCCCUCAGUGGAUUGACAGCAACUUCUCUACUUGGAGGUCAUGCGCCAGGCCAAGAUACCGUUGGCCAGCUUCUAGCUCGUCAAAUUGGAACUGCUAUUGCCACCAAAUCCCCCGCUGAGCAGCGAUUGCUCAUCGUUGGCUUAGGACUAGGCAAGACGGGCUCCGAUCGUGAUUCCUUUUUCGCAAUUAUCGACCUUGUCCUGCAAUGCAUUUGA